Lolium perenne is the source of this 1215-nucleotide messenger RNA. RefSeq lists its product as uncharacterized. The record is from RefSeq and is a predicted model, not a curated record. Gene Ontology annotation, cellular component: chloroplast envelope. NCBI's taxonomy places the organism in Eukaryota, Viridiplantae, Streptophyta, Magnoliopsida, Poales, Poaceae.
ACUUCCUCCAAGAAAACGGCAAACCCUGGCGCUCAUCCUCCUCCAAAGAGUUGGGUCGGCCUCCCGACGGCGCCUCCUACCGCAAACCCUCGCGAGCUGAAGAUCGGGCCAGGCGCGGCGGCGGCAGCAACGACACCUUCUAAGUGAAGAGCUGUCGUCGCCCACCGCCGCCGCCUCCUACCGCACACACCUCGCCGGCGAUGGCCAUCGGCUCCGUUGGAUUCCCCCAACGUCCCCUGUAUCCACAACGCACCCACUGUCCGCGUCUGGUAGUCUGGUUCAAUUUACGCAUCCAGAUACGAUGGAGGUGGGGCUCGCCAAGGAAGCGGUCGCGGAGGCUGCUGGGCCCGUGUGCAUCGUGCCCGGACAGAAGGCGUCGCUGUGCCUCAUGGGGUUCAAGGCUGGCGGCACUAGGCGCGGGGAUGGGAAGGCCGAGAGGGAGCGAGAAAAAGGGGUGUGACGAAAACAACACUGUUGUCGGUGGUGGUGGCCGGAGCGAGGUUAAAAUUGUGGAGUUGAAGACGAAGGUGGAUAGCUUUUUGAAUGCUAUCAGCUCAAGUGCAUGGAAGUAUACUAGGAGCAUCAAAGAGUCAUCGCUGACCGGAAGAGCAUCAUGUCUAAGGUUUCAUGUAGUUAAAUAUCUGUGGCAGGUGGUGAUGCAGAACUUGCACCAAGCGUAAAAUAGGGCGAGUAUCUAGAAGCAUAUAAUCAUCUGGGGCGAGACCUUAAUCUUAAGUACCACAAAUGUCCGAUUUAUGCAAUGAACAAUGCUGAAAUGCGAUGCUUUACUAAUAGCCAAGUUGAUUAGCCUGAAUCAAACUCUUGAAGCUGUCUCCUAGGAGGGAUCCUUACUUUCCCCUCAUCAUCAGUGUAACAUUUUCUCGGGGAAUUCAAGUGAAGUCAGUACAAGCUACUGAAAUACUCUCAGAUGAGUAGUUGGACACGUUAGAAGCAAAUGAAGAUGCAAGCCCUGGCCGUCACGUGUCAGCAAAUUAUGUGACUAAUUAGACAGUAUUUACUACUAAGUACUAUAAAUCUAUAAUCUAGAAUUAUAGGUUGAUGAUUUGCUCUUUUGGAAUAACAAUCUGUCAACCUGAACUGUUUUUUGACCUGCCUAUCUUUCUAUGUACUAAUAGGUUGAUUUGCUCUUCUGGAAUAACAAUCACUCAACCUGACUUCUUUACCACCGGAUAGUACAAUCUAUUGGUCCCUUUC